Messenger RNA from Penicillium cosmopolitanum, 1548 nucleotides. Its product is annotated as MFS transporter. Bases 1 to 1548 code for a protein of 515 amino acids. Gene Ontology annotation, molecular function: transmembrane transporter activity. The transcript is spliced from 6 exons. Gene Ontology annotation, biological process: transmembrane transport. The record is from RefSeq and is a predicted model, not a curated record. NCBI's taxonomy places the organism in Eukaryota, Fungi, Ascomycota, Eurotiomycetes, Eurotiales, Aspergillaceae.
AUGGAUCUGGAGAGCUCCGCAGGCGGCCUUGCUGAGGCCAUGGACAAGGACAAAGCCACGUCCAAGGGUCCCAGCAGCCCCUCGCUCGGGGAGCGUUCGAUCGACCAUGGGGAGAACGACCUCUUGGGCGGGGAAGUCGAUCGAGUGCUCGCAGCGAAGAUGUUGAUUGUCAACGACGCCAUCGAUGAAAUUGGAUUUACGCGUCACCACUGGAAACUUUUCUGUUUGAAUGGCUUCGGAUACGCCGUCGACUCGCUCAUUCUCCUCAUUCAGUCCAUUAUCUCAGGCCAGGCUAGGCUAGAGUUCCAACCAAGUUACGCGACGGGUCUGACAAUCGCGGUUUAUGUUGGUAUGCUGGCUGGCGCCAUCUUCUGGGGAUUUUCGGCCGAUAUCAUCGGUCGCCGCUUUGCAUUCAACGUGUCCCUUUUCGUUUCCUCGGUCUUCACAGUAGUGGCUGGGGCCUCCCCAUCGUGGAUAACACUAGGGUUAUUUAUCUGCCUGAGUGCCUUCGGCGCAGGGGGAAACCUUGUGCUGGAUACGACAGUCUUCCUCGAAUAUCUUCCCAGCAAAAACCAAUGGCUUUUGACACUCAUGGCGGCCUGGUGGGGCCUCGGUCAACUAGUUGCAGGCCUUUUCGCAUGGGCUUUCCUUCCAAACUACUCUUGUUCUGAUGCAGCCACCUGCACAAGAGAAAAUAACCAAGGUUGGCGGUAUGUCUGGUUUACUUCGGGGGCUUUUGUCUUUGUUCUUUCCGUUCUUCGGAUCACCAUCGUUCGGCUGCAGGAGACACCAAAAUUUCUCGUCGCGGAAGGAAAGGAUGCAGAGGCUGUUCGGGUGCUCCAAGAUCUUGCGACACGGUAUAAUCGUCCGUGCAGCAUUAGCAUAGAGCGUCUGGAGGCCUGCGGUGCAUCUCAUCGCCACGAGACCACCGCAACUGGAAUGACAAAACGGCUCAUUUCUUCCAAGGAAGUGGUUUACCAUUUACAAGGCCUUUUCACAACAAAAAAGAUGGCGAUCUCCACCACACUGGUGUGGUUCUCCUGGCUUCUCAUCGGCCUCGCCUAUCCCCUAUACAAUGUCUUCUUGCCAACAUAUCUCGCAUCGCGUGGUGCGAGCUUUGGUCAAGCGAGUGACUAUAUUACCUGGCGGAAUUAUGCUAUCAACAACACUUGCGGUAUUUUCGGUCCUGUCCUAGCGGGGCUCAUGUGCCGCUCACCUUGGUUCUGGGGUCGCCGUGGAACAAUGAUAAUCGGCGCCAUGAUUACCAUGAAUCUCGGCUUCACAUGUGCGAUUUCGUUCUGUUUGAACAUAUAUUACGGUACACUAUAUGCGUAUACACCAGAGGUUUUCCCUUCCGGUCACAGAGGUACCGGCAACGGGGUUGCUAUUGGUCUCAAUCGUAUUAUGGGUAUAGUGAGUGCUGUUGUCGGAGAAGCCGCUGAUACCACAACUCCUGUUCCCAUUUUCAUAUGUGCUGCACUAUAUAUCGUCAUGGCUAUUGUGGCUGGUGCAUUUCCCUUCGAGCCGUACGGUCGACGAAGCAGCUAA